Molecule: messenger RNA, 807 nt
Organism: Rhizophagus irregularis DAOM 181602=DAOM 197198
Lineage: Eukaryota; Fungi; Glomeromycota; Glomeromycetes; Glomerales; Glomeraceae
Source: RefSeq, a predicted model, not a curated record
AUCUUUUUACCCGAGCCUAAUACCCAUAUAAAAACGCAACACUAUGUCUGUAUCUGAAACUAACACACCAGCUUCCACCUCCACUUCCGCUAGAGCAACUGGAAAUGAGACGGACUUGGAGCUUAGUGGGAAGAUUUUCGAAAUUUUAGAAAAGGAGGAGAUUAACGGCCGUGACUUCCUCAAGGUGACCGAAGAAAAGCUUCGAAGUGUUGGUUUAGGUUUGGGACCUGCGACAAGCUUGCGAAUUUCGCCAAGGAGUGUGGGCAGAAAAAGUUGCGGUCCUUUUCCUCGUACCUUGUAUGUUGUGGCACUCCUUCAUUCAGUCAUUCAUAUCAUUAUGGAUGAAACGAACAAGGAUCUUAGCAUGCGUCCUCAAUAUGGGAUAGUUGGUGAGGAAAGCCGGGGUCGGGUUGAUUACGCAAUAAAGGAAGCUGAAGAACUUAUCAACAUCACGGAGGAUAAACAGCAUAAGGUUCCUCGCUCAGAAUAUCAAACAGCCUAAGUGCGCAUGCGAGACGAAUAAGAGGAAGAGAAAGCAGGGCGAUGAUGGUUUCGAUUACCUUUAUAGUAUCGUUGGGACUGGCAUUAAAAAUUUUGGGAAAAGUUUCAUUUUAUAUGGUACCACACUUAGUUGACUAAUAUACCGGCAAAUAUCACGUGAUCGAGAAACUUGCGUAACAUUAUUGCGCCGUGAUCAUCAUCCUUAAAUAACAUCAUUUCAUCAUUUUAAUUGAUCAGUGAAUCAUGUAUAAAGUAACUUACAAACUUUUAAAUUUUUUCUUUUUUUUCAAAAUUAAAACAAUCUAC